AUGGCUGACCCAAGCGAAUCCAAGGUCGCCGAGGUCAAUGCUCGCAUCCAGACCCAGCGUCGUAUCAUGGAGGGCAACCAAGCCCUUCGAGCAGCCACAAGCAAUCCGGACGUCAUUCGGCAAGCAGAGUCCCAAAUUCGAGAGGCACAGCGGAACAUCUCCUACCUCCAAGAAUCGCUCAACAGCCUUAAAUCGCGUCGCGCAAGCGGUGGUCCUGGCUUCCGCACCGACAGCCCCGUCGGCAGCGUCACCCAAAGCGAUCCAAGACAGAGCUUCUCGUCCGUCAAAACUAGCGCCACCAGCUCCUCGGGCAUUGGAGGUGGUCGCCCUUACCCGGGUGAUAGCAGCUCCUCCUACCUCGGCUCCAACCCACCUUCGCCGGCCGUCCUUCCUCGUCGCUACGACGGACGCCCGCUCCCAUCCGCACCAGAGAAUGGGGCACCUGGCGGUCCCGAUGGCUCGUAUGCCCAGUACGCCAACCAGGGUCCUUAUGGCGCUGCCGCAGGCGCUGGCUACGGCUCCGGUGGGCCCGAAGCGUGGCAACCGGCCAUGCACCGCAUGGGCACCAGCGCAAGGCGCAACUACACCAAUCUCGACCUGAUCAAGGACGACACUCCGCACACCACCGCCAAGAUUUCGCGCAUGCUCCAUCAGCUCGAGUUUAAGCUGCAAAUCGAAAAGCAGUACAAGCAAGGCAUUGACAAGAUGGCCAAGCUCUACCAGGCCGAGGGCGAUCGCAAGAGUCGCAACGACGCAGAGAGCAAACGUGUCGAGUCGCAGAGCAAGAUUGUUUUGCUUCAGCAGGCGCUCAAGCGAUACAAGCAGCUCCACGUCAUGGAGGAGGAGGAAGACAACGCCAGCCCGGAAUCCGUCGAGAACCGGAAACAGAACCUCCGCAAGCCGCUCUCCGGUACGCUCCAAAUCUCGAUUCGCAGCGCUCGCGACAUCGACCAUGCGCCCGUGCCACGCGGAACUCGAUCCGUGCGCGAGUCCACCGUCGUCAUCAAGGUCGAAGACACGCCCCGAGCGCGCACCCACCCGAGCCGCAACGAGCGUUGGCAGGAAGACUUUGAGAUUCCCGUCGACAAUGCCAAUGAGCUCGAAGUCACCAUCUACGACAAGAUUGGCAAUGCGCAUCCUGUCCCCGUCGGCAUGCUCUGGAUCCGCAUCAGCGACAUUGUCGAGGAGCAGCGAAAGAAAAAGUUUGGUCAGGUGCCCGAUGCCUCGUCGCAUGGCCACGGCCCUAGCGAUGGCUGGGUGACCGCGGACAGUGUUCAGCCACAGGGCGGCGGUGGUCCGUAUGCUACCGGCUCCGGUCCCGGCUUUGACGGUGCCUACAACACGCCUGCCGGCGUGCCCGUGCCCAAUGGUCCGAGCGACGGCGUCGAAGCCUGGUUCGCCGUCGAGCCUGCAGGAGCCAUCUACCUGCGACUCAAUUUCAUCAAGCAGAACGUGCGCAAACGCCCCUACGACGCUCGACUCGGUCGACAGGGCGCCUUCCGUAAGCGCAAGGAGGACGUUGCCGAGAUCAACGGCCACAAAUUUGUGUCGCGCCAAUUCUAUCAGGUGCUCCGCUGCGCGUUGUGCGGCGAGUUCUUGCUCAAUGCCGCCGGCAGCCAGUGCGAGGACUGUCGCUACGCUUGCCACAAGAAGUGUGCGCAAAAGGUGGUUACCAAGUGCAUCUCGAAGAGCAACGCGGAAGCUGACCGAGACGAAGUCAAGAUCAACCACCGCAUUCCGCACCGCUUCGAGCCCAUCACCAAUCUGAGCGCCAACUGGUGCUGCCACUGUGGUUACAUCUUGCCGCUUGGACGCAAGAAUGCUCGAAAGUGUUCCGAAUGCGACAUUACCUGCCAUACAGAUUGCGCCCACCUGGUGCCCGACUUUUGUGGUAUGUCGAUGGAGAUGGCCAAUCAGCUUCUCAGCGACAUCGAGACCAUCAACCGCGUCAAGUCGUCGGCCAAGACGCAACAGCAGCAGAUGCAGUACCAACAGCAGCAAUUGCCGCCACCGAUGCCGCAGAAUGCUUUCAGCUCGAACGGGGGUAACGGCAUGCCCGGUGCUCCGCCAGGACGUAUUCCGCCUCCGCAGUUACCUCCCAUCUCGUCCACGAGUUCCGACACACGCUAUUCGAGUCUCGAGAAGCAGACGCAACAGAUGUCGCUAAAGCCCGGUGCAAGCGAGGCUGGCUAUGGUUCGGGCCCGUCGCAGAGGAUGCAAUCUGUUGAACAGCAGCAGCAGCAAAGGCCUGGAGUAGGGCCGCAGUUUGGUGCCCGUCCACAGCCUCCUAGGAUCGGCGAUGGAAUGUCGCCAUCCUCUACUGACAGUCGCUUGGGAGACAUGUCGCGCCCUCCUCGACCUUUGCCUCAACCAGCGAAUGCCGGCUCACCGAUGCAGCAGCAACACCAGUCACAAUCGCAAUCGCAGAGCGGCAUGUACGGCGCGCGUCCUCAACCACCGUCUGAGUACUCUCAGCAGCAGCAACCGCCGCCUCCUUCGUCUCAGCAAGCACCACCGCAGCUGCCCCACAUGCAACAGUCGCAUUCUACCUUGAAUGUCGUACCCAGGCCGCAACAGCAGCAGCCACAGCCACCACCACAGCAACAGCAGCACAGGCCAGCUUCCCAAGCACCGCCUCCUUCGCACUUUGGUCAGCCGGUCGGUGGCGGCAGUGGCGCUGGCGCCAUGGUCCCCUCCGGUACCUCUGCGCAGCCGCCGCGAAUGCUACCCUCUUCGCGACGCAAGAUUGGGCUGGACGAUUUCAACUUCCUUGCGGUGCUGGGUAAGGGUAACUUCGGUAAAGUCAUGCUUGCCGAGGAAAAGCGUUCAGGGAAUCUCUACGCCAUCAAGGUGCUCAAAAAGGAGUUUAUCAUCGAGAACGAUGAAGUCGAGUCGACCAAAUCGGAGAAGCGCGUGUUCUUGGCGGCUGCGCGCGAGAGGCAUCCGUUCCUGCUCGGGCUGCACUCGUGCUUCCAGACGACGACGCGUGUCUACUUUGUCAUGGAGUACAUUUCGGGCGGAGAUCUGAUGCUGCACAUCCAGCGCGAGCCGUUCACGCCGCGUCGAGCCAAGUUCUACGCUGCCGAGGUGUUGUUGGCACUCGAGUACUUCCACAAGCAGGGGAUCAUCUAUCGCGAUUUGAAGCUGGACAACAUCAUGCUGACGCUAGAUGGGCAUAUCAAAGUGGCCGAUUACGGCUUGUGCAAGGAGGAGAUGUGGUAUGGUAAGACGACGAGUACUUUCUGUGGUACGCCGGAAUUCAUGGCGCCGGAGAUAUUGCUGGAGCAGCGGUAUGGACGGGCGGUGGACUGGUGGGCGUUUGGCAUUUUGAUCUACGAGAUGCUGCUGGGCCAGGCGCCGUUUAGAGGUGAUGACGAGGACGAGAUCUUUGAUGCGAUCUUGGAAGACGAGCCGCUGUACCCGCUACACAUGCCGGCCGACUCGGUGUCGAUCCUCGAAAAGCUGCUGACGAGGGACCCGGCCAGACGCUUGGGUUCCGGCCCGACGGACGCGGAGGAGAUCAAAGCCCAUCCGUUCUUCAGCGACGUCAACUGGGACGACAUGUUCAACAAGCGGGUCCCCCCGCCGUUCCGCCCGACGCUCAAGAACCCCAGCGACACGAGCUGGUUCGAUACCGAGUUUACCAGCGAGAAGCCGACGCUGACGCCCGUGCACUCGGUGCUGAGCGCGCAGGACCAGGCCGAGUUCCAGAGCUUCAGUUGGACGGCUCCUCAUGUUGUCUAG
Molecule: messenger RNA, 3744 nt
Organism: Sporisorium graminicola
Lineage: Eukaryota; Fungi; Basidiomycota; Ustilaginomycetes; Ustilaginales; Ustilaginaceae
Exons: 2
Coding region: 1-3744 (1247 amino acids)
Biological process (GO): signal transduction; fungal-type cell wall biogenesis; protein phosphorylation
Molecular function (GO): diacylglycerol-dependent serine/threonine kinase activity; ATP binding
Source: RefSeq, a predicted model, not a curated record